AUGUCUACCCAAGGUGCUCCCAGCGUUCGGUUCACGCACACCUCUCCACAGCAAGGCUUCAAGUUACUGGAGCUCCCACCGGAGCUACUGAAUCUUCUAACCUCAGAUGACGCGCCGAUAAUCGAGAUUAAGACGCCUUCGAAAAUCAUCCAAUCCACCGCGUCCUCCGAUGGUCGCGAAUUUAUCAACCUCUGCACCCCCUCCCAGACCUACCGGGUACGACAGGUUCAAUCGUCGAACUCGAUCCACGUCAUGAAGCCAAGCGAGGUCCCCCCUGACGCGACGAGUUUGAAUCCAGAAGACGCCUUUGUAUCCUCCAUGACGGCUAUUGCUAAAUGCGGCUCCACGCUGGAACUGCAUACCCCGCCUGAAGGCUUUGGAGUGUGCCUAAUGCUACAGAAUGGGCUGAGGGUGUACGACCGGUUGAGCAGCGAGGGCCCCAUGAUGGAUAUGGAUAUGGAUAUGGAUAUGGAAGAUACGUCGAUGGGGGGCGGAAAUGAUAUCAAUCAACGGGUCGCUAGGGAGAGGCUCUUCGCCGAUGUGCCUGUGUCGCGGGAACAGUGUGAGAAGGGUUGGGUGGAUCUGUGUGCGUUUGUGCAUGGUUCACCGGGGACAUGCUGGCGCCCUUCGGCGGUCGUGAGAUUGGAUGUUUGGAAGAGGGUCAUGGAGGGGUCGAUAUUACAGGGCAUUGAUUUGGAGAAGCAGUUUCUCAUCCUGGAUCUGUGGAAAGCCGUGAGGGAUGAUGAUGAUGAUGAUGACGAGGAGCCUUUCCCUAGGCCGCUCUUCGAUGCUGUCAUCCGACGGCUGUGUGAUUCGGAAACUAUACGGGAAGAAUUCAAAUGGGCAAGCAUUGACAGACUCCUCUGUAUUCAGUGGGUCGGCGAGACGUAUCUCGAGGCCAUGGCUCCUAUGGCCACAUCUGCAAUUACACGGAACGAGUUUCUGAAUGCGUGGAGAGACCAUCUUCCCGAAUCAUGGAGGGAGGAGGUAGCAUUAUCAAAGCUGACUGAGGGCUGUUAUGCUCUUCCGGAGCCCACAACCAUCUACCACACCAGCGAGACAGAGCGGGAGAGAAUUAAAAGGGGGAUCCAAAGGGGUGGCACAACAGCCGCAUCUGCAGCAGCAACGGCUAAGACAACGAGGAAUUGGCACGAGUUGUUCAAGAGCCAGAGACGGUAG
Messenger RNA from Penicilliopsis zonata CBS 506.65, 1179 nucleotides. RefSeq lists its product as hypothetical. Gene Ontology annotation, biological process: mitotic sister chromatid cohesion; maintenance of mitotic sister chromatid cohesion. The record is from RefSeq and is a predicted model, not a curated record. Lineage: Eukaryota; Fungi; Ascomycota; Eurotiomycetes; Eurotiales; Aspergillaceae. The transcript has 4 exons. Bases 1 to 1179 code for a protein of 392 amino acids. Gene Ontology annotation, cellular component: Ctf18 RFC-like complex; chromatin; nucleus.